Heterobilharzia americana is the source of this 855-nucleotide messenger RNA. Lineage: Eukaryota; Metazoa; Platyhelminthes; Trematoda; Strigeidida; Schistosomatidae. The record is from the annotation of a GenBank genome assembly.
AUGAUUAGAAGAAGCAACAUUGGAGAAUCUCUUUCAGAAGAACUUGAAGUUAUUUCUGCGAUAUAUGCAGAUGAAUUUUCUAUUUUGGAACCUGAGAGCAGAGUCUAUGAAAUCAAGAUUCGUCCAGAUAUUGAAAACAUUUCAAAAGAAGAACAUAUUAUUUUAAAAUUUCAGCAUAUUAAUGGCUAUCCUUCGACAAAGCCACUAAAAUAUGAGUUGCAUGCACCAUGGCUUAAGUAUAGUGUUCUCAGUGAGUUGGAGAAGCAGUUAGAACUCAUAGUUUUAUCUUCACUUGGCUCACCUGUCGUUCAUUUGUUAGUUGAGUGUAUCCGAUCAUUCAUGUUGGAUAACUUGUCUUCAAAUACUGAGAAACACACCAUUCCUGGAGUUAAAGUACCAGCAUCAGGAUCUGUGAACACUGGACUUCAUAAACAGUUGAAUGCUGUUGUCUCAGUCCCUUCAGUGAAAUUCCAUCUUGACAUAUCUCCUGACAUCUUAUCUUUUGCUUCCAACUCGAAAGCACCAACAAUUUACCAUGGUGAACCAUUUGUCGAUCGUAAAAGCAUUUUCCAGGCUCAUUCUUGGCGUAUCUCUUCAAAAGAAGCUGACUGUGAUGAUGAUGGAGAAACACAUGCAGGUGGUCGAUUAUUACAUCUACUUACACUAUCAGGAAUCGAAAAGAUAGCAGUUAUGGUAAGUCGAUGGUUUGGCGGUAUCCAACUUGGUCCUGAUCGAUUUAAGCAUAUCAAUAAUGUUGCACGUCUUCUAUUGACUGAGCAGAAUUUCUUAUCGAAUUCCACCGUUGACAGUAAUGUGCGAAAACAAGAACAACAUAAAAAAGACAGAAACGCUUGA